This is a messenger RNA of Neoarius graeffei (lesser salmon catfish), 5000 nucleotides long. RefSeq names its product G protein-coupled receptor 137c (gene gpr137c). Gene Ontology annotation, biological process: positive regulation of TORC1 signaling. The record is from RefSeq and is a predicted model, not a curated record. Gene Ontology annotation, cellular component: lysosomal membrane. NCBI's taxonomy places the organism in Eukaryota, Metazoa, Chordata, Actinopteri, Siluriformes, Ariidae. The transcript is spliced from 7 exons. Bases 284 to 1525 code for a protein of 413 amino acids.
UCUUGCACCGAGCUCCUUCCCCCCCUCUCUGGAGAUGUUUUUUUUUCGUUGUUUGUUUGCUUUGGCUUGCCCGUUUUUAAUCUCUCAGCUCUGUUUAUAUGACUGAUCUUUUUAAAACGAGGAGCUUUCACUGUUAGUUUUAUGUGUAACUUUGUCAUGAGUCUGGUCGUUCUCCAGCCCGCUCUAUGAGGAGUUUGUGGGUGUUUUAAUGAUAACAGUGGGACACUAACACACGGCGCAUCUUGUGCACUCAGUCCGGUUGGCAGUAGUUUGUCUGGUCGCCAUGGUGUCCCUGGAGGCUCCUCUCCGGCGGCUCUGCGCUCUGGCGGCUGAGGAUGAGGAUGAAGGCUCUGUAUUGGAGCUGGCGCUCACGGCCGUCCACACGCUGCUCUACUCGCUGCUCUUCCUCUUCAUCUACUCACAGCUCUGGCUCAUCCUGCACUACGGACACAAGCGCCUCAGCUACCGGAGUGUGUUCCUGUUCCUGUGUCUGCUCUGGUCGGCCCUCAGGACCACGCUCUUCUCCUUCUACUUCAACAACAUGGCCCAGGCGAGCCGCCUGCAGCCGCUGCCCUUCUGGCUCUUCUUCUGCUGCCCCGUGUGCCUUCAGUUCUGCACCCUCUGCCUCCUCAACCUCUACUUCGCUCAGACGAUAUGUAAAGCCAAAGCGAAAUAUUCCCCGGAACUCAACAAAUACAAGACUCCCCUGAAGUUGGUCUUCUUGUUCAUCAGUGUCGUCUUCUUGGUGGUGAACAUUACAUGCUCUCUGAUGGUGCUGACCCAUAAGAACAUGGAUACUAGCAAUAUAAAACACAUAGUUCUGGCUCGCGUGCUAAUCAACGACAGCCUCUUCGUGCUUUGUGCCAUAUCACUCGCCACUUGCAUCUGUAAACUAGCCAAGAUGUCCUCUGCGAACGUUUAUUUGGAGUCUAAGGGGACAUCCGUGCGUCAGGCCACAGCCACUGGAGCAGCAGUUGUCCUACUCUACACAUCAAGAGCAUGUUAUAAUCUCAUUGUAUUGGCCGUAUGCCCCAAAGACUGGGCCACUCCAUUCAGCUUCGGCUGGUACAGCUUCUCCGACCAGGCUGAUGUAGAGAUUGGUGGGAAGGCCUACAUGGUGUUUGGGAUCAUCCUGUUUUUCUGGGAGUUUGUCCCCACCACCCUCCUCGUGGUGUUUUUCAGAGUUCAGCGGCCUAAUCAGAACCUGGCACCAGGUGGAAUGAUACACAGUCACAGUUUCAACUCCAGGGCGUAUUUCUUUGAUAAUCCAAGGCGCUAUGAUAGCGAUGAUGACCUGUCCAGAAGCAUCAGUUCCAGGGGUGAACGGGGAAGUAGUACAAUGUCUUCAACAUCUCAGCUAGGCGCAAGUUGGUACGGUUCCUUCCAGAAGACAGGCAGUUUCACGUUCACCACCCCCCAUACCUCCACUGCUCCACUUCUCCUCUCCUAUGGAAGCAUCCAGACCAGCCAGAACCACAACUACUACUCCACCCCGCAGGACUACUACAUCACACCACAGAACUGAACAACCAGCCUGGAGUCUUAAUUUGUCAGGCACGGACUAGACCGCUCUGUGGACCUUAACGGGACUGUUGCAGGAGAUGUGCAUGGUAAUCCUCCACAUAUUUUCAAAUGGAAAGAAAUGAUCUGGUAAGGUGGUUAGUUGGUGCUGCUGCUUCUCAUACUACUCCCAGUUCAGUACUUCACCAAGGAUUCAAUUAAUAUGUGGAUCAAUCAUGAUUCUUGUAGCGUCUCCCUAAUCUGCACAAUUCCCUAAUCUCCAAUGUUCAGCAUGGUCAUUUCCUGAAGUCCCUCUGCAUAGAUCACAAGACCCCUUAUAACCUUUCAGAAGCCUGCUCAUGGCACUGAGAAAUUCAGUGCGUAGUAUGGAAGUGUUCUCCUGGAUGGCCUGAAGGAAGAAGUCAACUACGGCCAAUUAGCAAAGACGGUAAAGAUGCUUGUUUGGUGCCAGAACAGAUGUGCGGAAUGAAGAUUCAGAUGUGUUUGUUGGUUGUUCUUGGAAAGGUCUAUUUUUAUGAAGUGUGAAUGAGUAUAUAGGUGUAUGUGAUUUAAUGGUACUAACACUACUAAGCAUAAAAUUCAACGUGGGUGCCAUUUUUAUGUUUUCUUUAGGGAUGCACUAAUCCAAUACCAAGCAUCACUGAUGGACCAGUGCUAGUGUGAAACACUGGCUUAGUAUUGGACCAUUUUUGGGAACAUUUGACUGAAUUAUCUUGCAUAGGGCUACGCAACACUUUCGUGAUGGACACCAGAGUUCAGAAAGACCAUUUCUGACAUUUUGAUCGAUAGGAUUUCAAAUUCCAAAGUCAUGUAAUGCUGUAUCAUAGCAAGUGAGGCUAAUUGGGCAAAACAAAGCCAGCCAGAAUGCAUCAUUAAUACAAGCUAGACUUACUGACCAUUGUUCAUUCAUGUAAUCCUCCAAUCCUGUGGAAGCAGCUGUCUGUUUCAGUAUGCACUGUAGCCUCAGAUUCUUGAUCUUGGCUGAACCCAAUGUGGUCUAUUGUUCAUCCACUUUAGGGUUCGAUAUGUGAUUUCAGAGAUGCUCUUCUGCUUAUGGUUGUAAAGAGUGGUUACUUGAGUUAAUGUAGACUUCCUGUUGGCUUGAACCAGUCUGGCUGUUCACAUCUGCUCUCGCUCAUUGACGAGGCAUUUCUGCUCUCAGAACUGCUGCGCACUGGGUUUUUUUUUUUUUUGGGGGGGGGGGUUGUUUUUUAAAUAAAUGGUUUAUAUAAACUAUUGAGGCUGCCAUUUGUGAAAAUCCUAGAUCAGCAGUAUCUGAAGUCCUCAAAGAAAUCUGGCAAAAAGAUCAUUUCUCCCCGUUCUGAUGUGUGAUAAGAACAUGAUUUUGUACAUUGUGCUGAAUGAGUAGUUGUACAGGUCUUCCUCUCUCCUGUGUCAUUGUCUGUCUGUAAAUUGACAGACUGACACCUUGAGGAAUGUUUCUGUAAGUUUACAUCAGUUUGCAUGAUAGGUUUGUGUUAAGUGAAUGCUGAUUGACAACACAGAGGAGACAGAUUGUCUUAAAGCACUUCUUGAACCAAAACACCAAAAUGCAAUGUUCUCGACCACAGCAACAGUACUUUUUUUUUCUCUCCUCCUCUUCUCUCUUUUCUUUUAAAAAUGGAAAGACAUUAUAUGGAUUGCUAUCUGGUGUCGGGUGAGAAUCAGGCUUCUGAUAUUAUCUAUUAUCAGUGUUGUAUAAAAAAUGGAUUGGUGCAUCCCUAAAUGGUGUGUGGGUGGGUUUUUUUUUUUUUUUUGGUAAAGCCUAAAAUUGUGCACAUAAUUUCAUAGGCAGCAUGCCAUAAUUCUGCAUUGUUGUUGGGGGGUUAAGUCAUUAUCAUAGCAUACUGAGCGUAAGCUCAGUAUGCUGUGAGAGACUGACUGACUGAGUUCUUUCACUGACGGUUUAUGAUUGACCCAAAAGCUUUUGCCUCAGUCAUGAGGAAAGGCUAUAUUAAAUCAGCCAGGGGCUUGUGUCCAAAGUUUGCUUCUUUUAAGACUUUUUGCAGUGGAGCUAGACAGCUAAUGUAGAUAAGUACUAGAAGUCCUUCAUGUGAGAAGGGGGAAAAAAUGCUGGUAUAGCUCCACCAUUUAGCUUUGAGAAGUGGGGCUUGGGUUUGUUUGUUUUUUUGCAUAAUUGGUAGUUGGCAUAAUUUUGUUAGUAAUAGAUCAGGCUUGCUUGCUCUUAAGUGAAAUGGUGCAAUUACACUGAGAAUUCCAUUUGGGCUUUCCAAAAUGGCCACCCAUCAUGCAAGGUAUAAAAAAAAAAUAAUAAUAAUAAUAAAUGGAGUACUGUUACCACCUCAGAAUUUUUAUUUCUAACAAUGUCCUGAUGUCUUUUCCUUUUAUACCACAGCAAUUUCCCAAUGAUUACAACUUAUUUAUUUAAUAAUGACAUAUUUAAUGUUUGAAAAACAGUUAGUUCCUAACAGCGAUUAGUCAUUUACCUUAUUGGUGUCUCUUGUUUUCAAGUUAUUAAGCCAAAAAAAUCUAGCAUGUUACCAUUCCCAAAAAUUUCAAAGCACAAGGUCCUCUGUCUUGGACUGUCCUGUGGAGGAAAAUGUAUUCACUGAGACAGGACACUCCUUCCAUAAAUGCAAAUCAGACAUCUCAAUUAACAUACACACAGAUUAAUCUUUAUCAGGUUUGUUGCAUCCAUGUGAAUUAGUUGUUACUAUAGAAACCAUACUGUGAGAGCUGCUGUUAUCUCACCAGUCAAAUUGAAGGAUUCAACAACGUUGUGGUAUAAGACAAUAUAACAUUUAGGUAGUAUUUUAGACCUGCUUUUGUUAGAUCCAUUGGCUUUAUAAUAUAGCAUCAGUGCAAAACUAAAGAAGCAGACGUUGCACACAAUGUUUUUAUGGCCUGACUACAGUUUACAUCAUGGGGAAGAUGGUGAACACUUAAUAAAUCUGAUUCAUUCCUAUGCCUUGUGUGUUUUUUGUUUUACUUGAAUUGUUUUAUGUGACUUGUUUGGGCACAAAAUAUCAACAAUCAGUAAGUGAAAGCAAUCAUGAUUGUAUUAAUCAUCUUUUUUUCCCUCUAUGAUGUAUCCUCUAUAAUAUUGCACAUGUGAUGGAUGUCUGUCUUUUACGGAUGUUUUUAACUUUUACAUUUUGGUUCUGCAGGGUUUGUCAGUGUUGGGUAAGAGUUUGUGUUUUGACUUGGUCUUCUGAGUUGUGAAGCAUCUGUUUGAAACACUUCUUUCCCCCCCCAAAAAAAAAAAAACAGAACACAGGUGAAAGGAUGCAGCUACAAUCCCCAGAAGAUUACACAGGAACGUUUUGUAAAAUGUCAGUUUACGUUUGCAAAAUGGGUCUGUUUAUGACUCCAUAACGUUGGCCAUAUCUGCUCUUUUCUGUUAAAAAUAUCAAGAGAGCCUGUAUUUCUUUUAAAAUGUUUUGUUCAGUGAAUGUAAUACCUUUAUCCAUUUUCAUAGUUUAAAAUGUGAGCACUACCAAGACAAAUCAAAUAAAGUU